UCCCGACUCUCCUUGCUGAGAAAUAGGAAACUUUUUUGAGCCUUGACUGUCUCUGCUGCAUUAUCUUAUUUACACUUGACGUCCCUUCCUUAACUUGGUCUUCCCUUUCCCUUCUCCCGCUUGAAACCUUCACCAGUCGAGUCGUCUGCACCAAGCCACACCGAGGCCGACAGUAGGCAUCAUCAUUCUUACCCGCUCCCCCUCAUUCACUGACGCCAGCCUUCGUCGUCUCCCAUCCCCGCUGGACCCUGACCUGGACAGGUACCGAUUGGGCACCCAAAGUACAGCUUGGCCCGCAUAUAACAGCGGCCGCACACCACGCAAGACAGGCAGCAUCGACCUCACAGCGCACCGCAGCGCAUCGCAUCACAGCGGAGGUUAUCCCAUCGGAGUUUACCAAAUUCCGACUGCGCAAUCGACAGGGAGACUUCUCUUACGAAAACGAAUGAGAGCUGCCGCUGUACGGUACAGGUACAGGUACAGGUACAGUGCAGCGCAGUGAGGUGCGGUUGGAUACUCAUACCUGCGAAAGAGGCGCCCUGGGCACAUCCCAAAAAAGUCCGGAGACGGCGGUGCAACUUUGGCCCAUCCCACCCCUGAAAUUCGAGUCCUGAAUCUGCUCGACCACCCUGUCUGCCGCCUGAGCUGUUCUCGGCAUUUUGUGUCUUUCCAUCUCCUGUACUUUCUUUCUUCAUCGUCCCUUUCCUUGACUCGACACUGGUGAUGUCGCAUCUUCAAUCGCCCAUGAUGGAUCACAACGGUUAUCAGAUGCCCCAGCAGAUGGCAGCGCCACCAAUGAUGAACCCACCACCACAGAUGUACAGCGGAUACCAGGAUGGAAUCCCGACGAACUUGAACAUGGCGGAUAUGUCGCAACCAUACCUCGGCGACGGAGGGUUGAUGGACGAGAGUAUUGAGGCGAAGAGGAGGAGGAUAGCCAGGGUAGGGACACUUGCGACACGCCGUCCGGAAGGCUGUGGAAUGAAGCGCUGACGUAUAUAGGCCUGUGACAUGUGUAGGAAAAAGAAGAUCAAGUGCGAUGGAAAGAUGCCGGCUUGUACUCAUUGCAUCAAUUACAAGACGGAAUGUGUUUUCACACAGGUGGAAAAGAAGAGGAACCCUCCCAAAGGUGCGAAGUAUAUCGAAGGACUUGAGAAUAGAUUGGGACGAAUGGAAAGUUUAUUAAGAUUAUCUGGGCUUCUCACCGAAGAUGACAAUGGACGAACGGACUUGGGGACGCUCGAGAAACGACUUGCAGACAAAAGGGAAUCACAAAGAGCAUCUGCUGCACCAGGAUCGCAUCCAACUUCGCCGUCGCAAGCUUCACAGAAUGAAGGAAGUGGAUCUACUCCUCGGAGUACGGUUGCAUCCCCAGAACAGUCAGCGACAAAUGGAGACAAGGAGAAGCGUAAGAGUGGCAGUUCCGAAAAGUCAGAGGAGGAGGUUGAAGCUCUGUCGGAUAUGAUGUGUUCGCUUGUCACAAAUAACUGUGGUGAAACGAGAUAUAUUGGAUCUUCAUCUGGAUUCUCCAUCUUUUCACCCAAGGGUAUUUCAUGGGUCAACGAAAAGACUGGAGAUUCGUCUUUCCAGCAGAUGAUCUCAUCAGCAUCGGUGGACGAGAACAAGUGGAUGUAUUGGAAACCAGAAGUUUUCGGAGACCUGUUUGAGCGACGCAUCUUCAGACGACUACCACCGAAGAACGAAUGCUUGUCUCUUCUGAAGGAUUUCUUUGAGAACUUCAACUGCAUGUUUCCGCUUUUCCACCAGCCUACUUUUAUGCAUCUGGUCGACCGGCAAUACAGUCAAGACCCAUACGAAGGAUCAGGAUGGUGGGCAAGUUUGAAUGUUGCGCUUGCGCUUGCUCACAGACUCCGGGUAAUGAGUAACUUGGUACCAAAGGCCGAGGACGAGAAGGCUUGGGGUUACCUGAAAAAUGCUAUUGCAGUGGUCACCGAGCUUACUAUGCGUAAUACGGAUCUGCUCAGUGUCCAAGCAUUGUUGGGAAUGGCACUGUUCUUGCAAGGAACACCAAAUCCUCAGCCAUCUUUCUUCCUGGUCGCAGCCGCCAUUCGAUCUUCUCACAGUAUCGGACUGCAUAAGCGUGGUUCUGGAUUUAAUCUGAAUCCUAUCGAAAUUGAACAGCGGAAACGAGUCUUCUGGAUUGGUUACAUGUUGGACAAGGAUAUCUGCUUGAGAUCUGGACGACCGCCGGCGCAGGAUGACGACGACAUGAAUGUUGAACUACCGAGCGCGGACCCAGAGGACAACAUUGGAAACAUUCCUUUAGCAGACGGAAAGGGAAAGGUCAACCUGUUCCGCUUGAUGUGCGAGUUUGCAACUAUCGAAAGCAAAGUCUACAAGCAACUGUACUCUACGAAAGCAUCGAAACAAUCGGAUGGCGAGCUUCUCAAUACCAUUGGAGAGUUGGACCAUAUCCUGGAGGAGUGGAAAGACAGUAUCCCUGUGGACUUCCGACCAGAACAUGAGAUCAAGGCGUCGCAUACUCCUUUAAUCUUACACGUAGUUGUUCUCCACUUCGCUUACUACAACUGUUUGACUACGAUCCACCGCAUGUCGGUUCAUCAUGGAUACUGGACGAGCCGCUUGUCAAACUAUGCUAUUCAAGGACUCAAUGCGAGACCCCUGAAUCCACGAGUCUUUUCAUCCGCCGCACUCUGUGUGUCUGCUGCCCGAGCUUCUAUUCACCUGAUCAAAUAUGUGCCGCAAGGAGACUUUUCAUGUGUCUGGUUGAUUCUUUAUUUCCCUGUUUCUGCUCUUGUAACAUUAUUCGGAAAUAUCCUCCAAAAUCCUCAAGAUCCCCGAGCUCGCUCCGAUGUUCGCUUGAUGAACCUGGUAGUCAGCUUUUUGGCUAUGCUUGGCACCGAAGAAGAGAAUGGUGGUGUUAAGCGCAUGCUGGGAGUCUGUUCAGAAUUUGAGAGAAUUGCGAAGGUUGUUCUCGAUAAGGCUGAAAAGGAUAGCUCUUCAAGAAGAAAGCGGAAGAACAACGAGGAGCAGACUGGAAAGUCCAGAGCCGCUCCAGUAUCGAGUGCGCAGCAGGGAGCGCCACCAUCACAGACUCCAAUGGCACCAAAUGCCCAAAUACCAGCUGUAUCCGGAGUCUUCUCACCAGGCAUGGUUCUCAGAGACGGCUUUAGUCCUGUACCGAACAAUGGCUCCCCGAACUCGAAUUGGCAACCCGACUACAACAGUGGCGACUACGCAACACCUAGGCAAGGCAUGACACCAUUUGCGGAAAUCCAAGGCUACACCAAUGGCAACGAAAUGAACUCUCCCCUCAACAUCAACAACUUCCAACAACCUUUCGUACCACAAGAUCUAUGGCAGAUGCCAAUGACUUUAGAAUGGGACUGGGCAGACAUGACUGGUGGUGCGUAUCCUAGUUUCGAGAAUGGUAUUGUAGGCGACAUGUCGAUGCAAAAUAACAAUAAUCAACAUCUGCAACAUCAGAUGUGAUGAGUAGAGCCUGGGGUAGGUAUGGCUGUAUUGUACACGGAUCAGGACAUCGUACGGGUGCUCAAGACAGGAGAGGUGAUUGGUGAACCAAAGAUGGGCCUGAGCAUCUUCCAACCAGAGAAAUGGAGUCGAAAAUGGAAGGGAGGAGAUUGGUUGUUCCGGAGCCGAUAAAUCUGGAGCCGGGACGAAGGCGUUCACGUUAUUCAUGAGAUGAUGAUAUACGUAUCGGAGUGGGUUAGUGUGUCUUUCUUGCGGAUUUUCGGACUAUGCAUUUGGAGCAAGCUGGCUGGGCUGUGCUGAACGAAGGCACUUCAUCUCUACUUACUCAUGGGAUUAUAGGACUUUGAUAACUUUGUGUUGCAUUUCGGGCUGAGCGAGGUAAACGAGACAGGACAGGAGUAUCAAAUGGAGAGAAGUGAACAGGAAUGGGGAUGGGGAGAUUCUGUAUUGUAUUAAUCCUGUAAUUUCCAUAAUGGAUUGUUGAGUUGAAUUAAAAAUGCAGCAUAGCUCUUUGCAUGGUAGUCAGUGGUCUGAUUUUCGCUCACUCGAAGCAACAAGAUACACGGAACGCUCUGGAGGUGGACUUGAUAAUCAUAGAAGUGUGAAAAAUAGCGGGCCCAACAGAAGGAUUUUGAUAGCCAGUCCACUUGGAUUUUGGUAGCAGUCUUUUGUGAUUAAUGGGUUCUUCAAAAGGACGAUGAUCUAUUAUCCACCGACA
Cadophora gregata is the source of this 4192-nucleotide messenger RNA. RefSeq lists its product as uncharacterized. NCBI's taxonomy places the organism in Eukaryota, Fungi, Ascomycota, Leotiomycetes, Helotiales, Ploettnerulaceae. Bases 1012 to 3474 code for a protein of 820 amino acids. Gene Ontology annotation, molecular function: DNA-binding transcription factor activity, RNA polymerase II-specific; DNA binding; zinc ion binding. Gene Ontology annotation, biological process: regulation of DNA-templated transcription; DNA-templated transcription. The record is from RefSeq and is a predicted model, not a curated record. The transcript has 5 exons.